AACAAAUUAAAAACCUUACAACCGGAUAACUUUCAAAUACAUUUCAUUUUCAUAAAUUUAGUUCAAUAAUGUCGACAUUACUCGUUUUAUUAUUCUUUGCAUUUUUAACACUAAUUUCUUACUUUUUUUCUUUAAAAUAUUAUUGGUUAAAAAAAAAUGUGCACUCCCUAUCGAUAUUUUCAAUAAUAGGAACAUUAAAAAUGUUAACAUUACAAAUGUCGAUUGGUGAUUUUCUUUGGAAUGCGUAUAAUCGGACAGAAAAUAAAUUAGUGGGUUUCCACAUUGGUGCUACUCCAAGUGUUUUAUUGAAAGAUGUAAACUUGAUAAAAACGAUUUUAGUGAAGGAUUUUGAAAAUUUUAAUCAUAGAACUGUGGCUACAAAUUACGAAGGUGAUCCGUUAGGGACGAAGAUGAUGUUUGCUUUAAGGAAUCCGAGUUGGAGAUUAAUGAGGAAAAGCUUUAGCGCAACUUUUACAACUGGAAAAAUACGGCGAAUGUAUCCAAAUUUAAAUAAAGUUGGUGAUAAUUUAGUUGAUUUCAUAAAAACUCAUGAAAAUAGAAAAUUAGAUGCCAAAGAAAUGUUUCAUACGUUUUCUACUGACGUUAUUACAGCAAACGCUUUGGGAAUAGAAGCAAAUUCUUUUAUGGACAACGACGCAAUUUCGAGAACUUUCACAAAAAAAAUUUUCCCCUGCAAUCUUUGGAGGGGAAUACAAUUUAUAUCAUAUUUCGUUUUACCUAAUUUAGUGGAAAAGUUUAACAUGAAAUUCAUAGAUUUAGAAGGAUCGGGAUUUGUUGUUAAAAUGAUUGAAGAAAUUAAAAGGAUACGAAAUAGAGAUGAUACAAACAUAGAUGACUUCGUUGGGAAAAUUUUAGAGUUGGAUAAAAAACAAAUUUAUAUUCAAGACAAAAAUGAAAUAUACGCUCAAGCCCUUCAAUUUUGGGUUGCUGGAUUUGAAACAAUUGGUUCAUCUUUAAUGUUUUUAUUCCACGAAUUAGCUCAUCAUCCAGAAAUACAAGAAAAACUUAGAGAAGAAAUCCAAACGACUUUAUUAGAUAAUGACGGAUAUAUUUCUUAUAAUACAAUUAGAAGAAUGACUUAUCUAAAUAUGGUAACUGAAGGUAUUUUAAGAAAUCGCCUAAUAAUCUCUUAUUAUUCAAUUAUAUCGAUAUUUUUAGAAACAUACAGAAAAUAUCCCGUCCUACCAUUCCUCGACCGCGUGUGUUUAAACGAUUAUCAAGUUCCAAACACAAACAUUACUAUUGAUCGCGGAACAAACGUUUACAUUUCCAUUCAAGGCGUGAACUAUGACCCCAACAAUUUUACCCACCCGAAUAAAUUUGAUCCGGAAAGAUUUAAUAGUGCUAAUAUUAAGGAUAAUUUAUUAAAUAUAACUUUUGGUCAAGGACCCAGACAUUGUAUUGGUUUAAGAUUUGGAAAAGCAGCUAUUUUAGUAGGUGUUAUUAAAAUUCUUUCAAAAUUUAGAGUUGUUCCUGUGGACAAGUAUAAAGAUAUGGAAUUUGAUGGAAGAAUUUUUUUAUUAAGUCCAAGAAAACCUAUUUACUUAAAAUUUGAAUCACUUUAAACAAGAAUUUUUUUAUGU
Onthophagus taurus is the source of this 1604-nucleotide messenger RNA. RefSeq names its product cytochrome P450 6k1-like. Gene Ontology annotation, molecular function: oxidoreductase activity, acting on paired donors, with incorporation or reduction of molecular oxygen; monooxygenase activity; heme binding. NCBI's taxonomy places the organism in Eukaryota, Metazoa, Arthropoda, Insecta, Coleoptera, Scarabaeidae. The record is from RefSeq and is a predicted model, not a curated record.